Messenger RNA from Halteromyces radiatus, 1464 nucleotides. RefSeq lists its product as uncharacterized. Gene Ontology annotation, biological process: COPI coating of Golgi vesicle. The transcript is spliced from 6 exons. Gene Ontology annotation, molecular function: GTPase activator activity. The record is from RefSeq and is a predicted model, not a curated record. Bases 25 to 1464 code for a protein of 479 amino acids. Lineage: Eukaryota; Fungi; Mucoromycota; Mucoromycetes; Mucorales; Cunninghamellaceae.
UUUCCAUUGUAGUAUUAUUCCCUUAUGCCUGAACCUACUAAAGAACAAAUAGAAGCUAUUUUCAAAAAGCUCAAGCAAAAUAGAUAUAACAAGUCUUGCUUUGACUGUAUGUCUAAAAACCCAACUUGGUCCUCUAUUCCUUUUGGUGUUUAUAUUUGUAAUGAAUGCUCUUCUGCUCAUCGAAAUCUUGGUGUUCAUAUUAGUUUUGUUCGAUCUACUGUUCUUGAUACAUGGACUUGGGAACAACUUCGAUAUAUGAAAGUAGGUGGAAAUCAAGCUGCUAUGGAAUUUUUUUCAAAACACAAUGGUUUAGCAACUACUAAAGAUACUCGAUUGAAAUAUGGUGGUCGUGUUGGUCAACUUUACAAGGCUCGACUUGACAAAAAAGUUGCCCAAGACACUGUCGAGAAUCCUACCAGUGUGAUUAUCGAUAUUGGUGAACAACCUCAGGAAACGCUAUCGCCUUCUCUCGAACCUUCGGACGAUACAGCAUCACCCGUUACUGAGAAGACGACGAUGGAUAAAACUGAAGCACUUGACGAAAAACAGUCAUCAGGAACCACUUCUCAUGCCUCAACGGAAAUACCUCCUGUAACUGAUGCCAUAUCUUCUACUGAUAUAUCUUCAUCAUCUGUUAUUGGUUCGGAACCUUCUUCAACCCCAGAUACCAUUGAUAGUUCAACAACAACACCAGCAACAGCAACCGCAACAACACGUAAACCACGAACAACAAUAGGUGCUAGACGUGGAGUCAAGUCCAACAAAUUAGGUGUGAAAAAGGCGACAAAUUUCAACUUUGAACAAGCGGAAGAAAGGGCGAAAAAGGAAACAGAACGACAGGCAAAAUUGGGUUACAGUAAUGAAGACAAUACAAAUGAAACAUCGGAAAAUGUGGAUUCGACAGCUCCUCCUUCUUUAUCUUCUAGACUAAUGUAUCAACAGCAAUCUACUGGAAACACAUCAUCAACUUCAGCUACUAGUAAUCCAUCUGAGCAAGAUGCCAUUGAAAAGUUAGGCUUUGGUAUGUCUCGAUUGAAUGCAUCAUCACAACCAUCAUCCAAAUCAAAUCAACCAUCCACAAAGAACGUUAGUUAUGAAGACAGUUCCUCGGCUAAGGAAAAAUUUGGAAAUGCGCGCGCAAUAUCAUCAGAUCAAUACUUUGGACGAAAUGAAUAUGAUCCAGCAGUAUCUGCUGCCGAAUCCGCUAGAUUGAAACAGUUUUCCGGUGCCUCAGCGAUUUCUUCUUCUCAAUAUUUUGGCAAUGACGAUGACGAUUUUCAACAACGUCGAAGUACAGCAACAUCUGGAGAAUGGGAUAUAUUACAAGAUCAAGCUGUUGCUGCUGCUCGCAAAUUUGUUGGUCAAGCUGCUGCCGAUCUGGAUGCUGUCAAAGAUUUAGCCGAAAAUGCCACUAGCAAGUUGCAAGAUAUAUUUCAAGAUUUGCAGCAUCGUUAUAAUUACUAG